Messenger RNA from Pomacea canaliculata, 3379 nucleotides. Its product is annotated as arrestin domain-containing protein 4-like. The transcript is spliced from 5 exons. Gene Ontology annotation, cellular component: cytoplasm. The record is from RefSeq and is a predicted model, not a curated record. Gene Ontology annotation, biological process: protein transport. The coding region runs from base 555 to 1058 and encodes 167 amino acids. NCBI's taxonomy places the organism in Eukaryota, Metazoa, Mollusca, Gastropoda, Architaenioglossa, Ampullariidae.
AACUUGCAGGUCUAGGUGCAGAGGUAAACGAAGACACGAGAAAAACUUCCGGCAACUCACCCACGAACACUCCUUUCAAACGUUGCAGGUUGUGUGAGGGUGUAGUAGCUAGGAGCGCCAUUGUCCCCCCAACUGUAUACGCGAGUAGGUGUCUCCCCCGUUUAAAAGUGGCUGAGCUAAAGAUAGUGUCGCCCUGUGGGAACGCAUGACGAUCACACCCAAAUGAAUGCCUUUCUCACUGGCAAGUUGUUGCCUCUUUGCUCUCAUGUCUGCUGUGACCUAGGAUACAUAUCAAAUCUUCACUGACUCCACGCCAAGCCAGUCUUAUCCUUCAGUGUCAGCGAUGGACGAAAAGCUUUUAAAGAGAACAGUCGGCUAGUCGUGAAGAUUGUCGUGUAGUUGGUGUGCUUGAGGUUUUGUGGACAGGUACUUGAAGGACACUCAAGUCUCCUCUCCCUGUUCCCAACCCCGCCCCCACUCUCUGUCUCCACAUCUCAAAGCUCGAGGCAUACGGCAAGACCUAGACCCGACUAACCACUCACACCGUCGUCAACAUGUCCGUGGAGGACCUGCUGCUGCACUUUGACUACGAUGAGCACGACGAGAAGCAGUUCUACCUGCCUGGCGACGUCCUGCGCGGGAAGGUGUUCCUGCACCUGCGCAUGAGCCUGCGCGUUCGCACCAUGUCGCUGCACGUGCAGGGCGGGGCCGCGGUGUCGUGGGAGGUGCCUGGCAAAAAGAAGAUCUACAGCGCCCGAGAGGUGUACUUGCAAGGCGUCAUCAAAAUGGUGGACGCAGGAGCUGACCACCCGUUGCUGCUGGACCGGGGUGUCCACGAAUUCACGUUUUAUUACCAGCUGCCCCCUGACCUGCCGUCCACCUACUCCGGCAUCUACGGCAGCGUCAGCUACGUUGCCAAGGUAAUACUGGACCCGGAGGACGGGGCCAGCGCCACUGUCACCAGCGAACCGUUCAUGGUUUUCCGGAGACCCGCCUUGCCCCCCGACACUUUCGCCGACAAAGACCUAAAGCCAGCAAGAUGUUUGUGGGCUUCUUGAGAGGAGGGGAGAUCAAACUCCAGUGCAACAUCAGCCGCACCGCCGCCAUCCCAGGCGACAUCAUCUACAUCAACGCCGAGGUGUCCAACUGGAGUCCACGGAGCAUCACACACAUUCAAGCGGCCAUCGUGCUGGAGAGCACGUACCGCGCCCACAACAGCCGCAAGACCAUCGUCUUCCGCCAGAUCAUCAACAAGCGCGUCGACGUCUUCGAUGUCCGGACGCUGCGAGGGCGACGAUGGCGGAACGUUCAAAUGCACGUGCCUCCCUUCAUUCCGGACUCGAACCUCGAGGGCUGCAGCAUCAUCGACAUCUCUUAUUUCUUCGAAUACCGCGUGCAGAUCGCCGGCAAGGACGAUCUGGUGGCGCGCACCCCGCUGUGGGUCGGAGGUCACCCAAUCGAAACGCGGCUCGUGCAUGGCGUCAGCGGCGUCAGGGACAGUUUCCAUGCUGACGCCUACUCCGUCAGCCACAAGGACCUGCCCUGGUACGGGGGUGAUGGUGGUGGGUGGGGCACCAUAUCGGAAAGUGUCGAUGGAGAUUCAUUCGAACUGAGGUGAAGGAAAGAAGGGAAGGAGGGUUUAAGGGAUCGUAUUCUAUUUAUCAAGCGACACAGCCAAAAGUGCAGCUAGCUCCUCGUCAGUAAUGGUGGACAUGAUCACAACAUCUUAAGCUUCAAUACAACAUUGGCUUUUUCCGCAUUUAUAAUAAUCGAAAAUGACAGCCGAAUGAAUGUAUAAGUAUAUCAUUGCCUUUAAUGACAAUGACUUAUCAAGAGAAGCUUAAUUAUUUAUGGCAUCCACGUAUUUGGUUUCUGCAAAAACUUGUUAAAACUUGUUAAAUACCAUUUGACUCAGACAUUACAUAAUGGUUGAGUCAAACGAAAUACUACAAACAAUUGUUUAAAGGAAACAUUAUUGCAUGCUUUUUGAGAAAACUGCAUUUGGUUAGGUGGGAAAGUGUUUCAAGAAUGACAGUAUGGAAACCUUUAGCCAGGUGAGAGAAAUGUUACAGUCUCACACCUGCACCAUGGACCAUCAGGCUGGGAUCGCAUAUGUACAUAGGUUAAUAAUGAGCAUCUGUUGAUUCUGCACAUCAAGGUCUGGUUAAGUGCGAUAAUCGUGAAAAGAAGGGAGGCUUUGACCUCAUCCUCUGACCUGUACACGAAUAUAAGAGAAGUGUCAGCAGGUGGUAUAGGGGUCCAGCCCCUUGAGAGUUACAACUCUUCUCAAUCUCCUCCUUUGUGUGUGUGUGUGCAUGUGUGUGUGUGUUCAUGUGUAUGUGUGUGAAUAACUUCAUUGCCAGUCUUCUAUCAUACCCGACCCUCCACCUCCACAUUACAAUCCUCUUGCGGCCAUUGCACAGUUGCCCGACUUGCGAUGCUCCUCCUAUGGAAAUGUUUUCACUGACAGGUGACCCCUGUCGCCCCAAAGGCCUCAGCAUGAAAUGACUGCAAUAAAUCUGUCAAAACAGUCCGGAACAUUAAACACCUGGAUUUUUUAAAACCACAGAUACGAUUGCCCUCGCUGUUGCUUCCCUUACACUAGAAGUUCUCGGUGCCAAAGUAAACCCAACUCCCUCAACCUUGGUGUUUAGCUUUUAUUGGAAGUUUUUGUUGCCAGAUUUCACCCAAACCCCAUUGCUCUGAUGUUUUUUGUUUAUUCAAAGAUAUGUGUGUGUGUGUGUGUGUGUGUGUGUGUGUGUUUUACCAAAAUUACCUUGAAAAAAAUGAUUGAAACAAGUACUAAUUCUUGAAAUUUUUAAAGCGCCCAGGUUUAUCGGCCCAAAAUGUGUCACAGAAUUGAAGUAAUUAACAACCUUAUCUUUUUUUUUUUUUUAAAAAACUGUUUAAUUUGUAACAAUCAUCUAGUGAAGGAUCUGUAAAUAAUGGACUAACAUAGGAGGUAUAAUUUCAGAGUGUAUGAGAGCUUUUUCGUGUUACUAUUUUCAUAGUGCUUGUUCUACCAUUGAUCCUAAAUUUUUCUAAUUGAAAACUUGUUUGUUCCAUCUGUUAUGUUCCUAGCAUUUAAAAACAAUCAGUUCCUCCACCAGAAAAAAUUCUUGGCGUGACUUGCAGAACUUGUCUGUCUUGACAUGCUUGGAAAAAUACGAAUUUUAUGAAUACUUCUUUUUCUCUACCUCCCCCACCUACAUCUAGAAAAAAAGUUGGAUGUGAAUGACAUGCUUAAAAGAAUCUACAGCAACAGGAAACUGGCUUAUCUUUGCGCAUGCGCUUUGGAGACUUGCAAACAGCAAUUAAGUCGUGGAGCGAUAAUUUCGUGCUUUUAGCGACACAUUAAAUGUAAUUAAAGCCCUGAUAA